AUGAGUUAUAAAGUUCCCGUAGAGCAACAACAAAAACUUAAGAAUAAAAAAUUUAUUUUACAAAGAUGGUUUUACGCUUUAGUAGGAAUUUUAACAAUGAUUCCAAUUAUUCUACUUACACUUGAACAAAUUCGAAAUAUGGAACGAGACAAUAAUGAAUUCGCUAUAUAUCUUUUAUUUCUUGUUCAUUCAGGAUGUAUCAUUGUUACUAUGAUUGCAACAGCUUUAUUUUGUCGUAUAUCCGAUGGACUUUUAACAACUUUGACUAUUAUUCUUCUAUUGGCAUACACUGGUAUACACUUUUAUAUUCGAUUUUUGUUUGAUCAUCAUAAUUCCUAUCCUAAAAAUGAUUUUACUGUGGUUACUCUUCGAUUAGGUUUUGCAUUGAUUAUGUUCAUUAUGUUAGUACCGUGGACGGGUAUUAUAACUUAUUCAUAUAGAAUGAACACUAAAAAGGAAACUAUUUGCUCUCGAGCAGCAAUAUUUUCUUGGUUUCUAAACUUCGAUGCAAUGUUAAUUAUCUCUCUCUUGACGCUAAACAUUCGUAGUCAAGCAGAUUUCGAUCGAAACCAAUUACUUGUACUAUUCAUUGGAAUUCCGCUUAUUUUUCUAUGGUUUUUAAUGGGAAAACUUAUGAGUAAGAAUAAAUCUCGUAAUGGAAUAGUAUGGACUACGUUCUAUAUAUUAACAAUAGUGCAAAUCGCUCAUAUAGCAUAUGUAACAUAUUGGUCUAAAUAUGAAUAUGAUUUAUUAUCAAAAGCAAAUGCUACGAUUUUAAUGCCAUUGCUUAUUAUCACAUUUAUUUGUGGUGGUACAAGUAUUCUUGUUCAUUUCCUGACAAUAAUAAUUAGUUCUUCUCUAUGUUGUACAUAA
Rotaria socialis is the source of this 873-nucleotide messenger RNA. The record is from the annotation of a GenBank genome assembly. NCBI's taxonomy places the organism in Eukaryota, Metazoa, Rotifera, Eurotatoria, Philodinida, Philodinidae.